UUGAUCAAAACUGAAUGACUGAUGCAACAUUUGCCUGUGUAGUUUUUCCAUAAGUAAGUAAUUGUUGGUAUAUACUCACUGGCCACUGUAUUAAGAACACCUGUACUCAUUCAUGCAACUAUCCAAUUAGCCAAUAAUAUGGCAGCAACAAAAUGCAUAAAAUCAUACAGAUAUACUAUAGGACAAGAGCUUCAGUUAAAGUUCACAUUAAACAUCAGAACAGGGAAAAAUCAUCUCAGUGACUUUGACCUUAGCAUGGUUGUUGGUGCCAGACAGGCUGGUUUGAGUAUUUCAGAAAUUGCUGAUCUGAUUGUUGAAUGUCUUGCAGCCAGCCAGGAGUCCUUUACAUUUUAAUAAGAACACUGUCCAUGCACGGCAUACGCAAACAUAUCAGUACACAUCACAAACUUCUUAAACACACGGGUAACUCGUAAUUAACAUUAUAAUUACUUGUAAUUAUAAUUAACUUAAGCUAGCAAGUUGAACUUGUAUUUUUUGGCCAGGUGAGAAAAUAAACAAGUUACUCAGAACAAGAGCAAGAGGCUGUAGUCUGUCUACACCGAUUAGAGUUCACCUUUAUUCACUUGCCUUCCAGGUAGUCAACUAAUUUAACUUGUAAUGAGCUUAACUUUUCAGGAUACAAAUGUAGGAAUGCAAUUAGGCUAUGUGGAUAUUAACUGACAUGCAUGAGGUAUUUGCAUGAUCACAGAGAGAGAGACCACAUAUGAAUGCAGUAAGAAAAACACCUAUUGCAAUGAUAAAUAAAAAAGGCAGUUUAAUUUUCUGGUUCAAUCCUGUCUGUGUUAAGUUUCGGAACAUGUUCUCAGAGUGUCCUCACAUUUCCUCCAGGUUUUCUGCUCCUCCUACCUCCCAGAAAUAUAGCACUUGUUGGACUGACUAUGCUAAACUGUCCUUAUGUGUGUGGAGUGCCCUGCAACUGACUGUUUUCUCUUCAGGGUUUAUUCCCACAUAACCUCCAGUGUUCCUGGGAUAGGCUCUGGAUCCACUGCCACCCUGACCAGGAUAAAGUGGUUACUGAUGAUGAAUGAAUGAAUGAACGAAUGAAUGCUAGUAGAGGGAAUUUACUAAACUGGAACCUCAUGUUUCCAUAAAGCACUGUGAGGUAAACCAGUAGAGACAGUGUGACGCUUGGGGUACAAUUUUAACUACAGUAUUUUCUUUGUGGGGGGGGAUGGUGACUUAGUGGUUAGCAUGUUUGCCUCACACCUCCAGGGUUGGGGGUUCGAUUCCCACAUCUACGUGUGCAGAGCUUGCUUUCAGGGUUUCCUCCAGGUGCUCACGUUUCCUCCCCCAGUCCAAAGACAUGUGCUGUAGGCUGAUUGGCAUCUCUAAACUGCGUGUGUGUGUGCGUGUGUGUGUGUGUGUGCAACUGCCCCCUGUGAUGGAUUGGCACCCCGUCCAGAGUGUCCCCUGCCUUGUGCCCCGAGUCCCUAGGGAUAGGCUCCAGGUUCCCUGCUGAUGGAUGGAUGGAUGGAUGGAUGGAUGUGAUGCUUUUGGGUCCUGAUGCAUGUCGCUUUUUAUCCACUGAAUGGCGCUAUGUUCGAAACAAGACUCGGUACCACGCAAGUCGCGUCAUAUCCGGUUGAUCAUUGGGAUUUGUUUGUUUUUAUUUUUGCUAGGAGGAGAGUUUUCUGUGGCUGCACUGUUUUGGUCGGCGACAUCUCACAAGUCUGACAGUGCACGCCAAUGAAUGUCACUAGUAACGGAUCCAUUCACCGGUGAUGUUCAAGCGCCUAUGAGACAACACAAAGUGUUCCCAUUGAAAGUCGAUUAGCUGCCGGUGUUGGCUACCAUUGACAGCUCGCUAGCCAGCUUGCUAACACGAUUAAUGCAAACUAUAAAGCAAGCUGAAGAGCACAGCUAGCUAGCAGGCCAGCUGUCCACCUGGACCGGAGACGAGGAAGAGCUCUUGCUUGCUUGCUAGCUAGCUAGCUAACCAUCCCUCUGGUGUCCCUGCGAUAAUCAUCCGCCAGUGUUUCCGUGUCUUUCUGACAAUGGGAAACGCCGCUGCUGCCAAGAAAGGCAACGAAUUAGAAAGCGUGAAAGAAUUUUUAGCCAAAGCCAGAGAGGAGUUCUUGAGGAAAUGGGAGUGUCCACCACAGAGCACAACCUGCCUUGAUGACUUUGAAAGACUGAAAACUCUGGGCACUGGUUCUUUUGGAAGAGUUAUGUUAGUGAAACAUAAAGGAACAGAGCAAUACUACGCUAUGAAGAUCCUGGACAAGCAAAAAGUGGUGAAGCUGAAACAAAUAGAACACACGUUAAACGAGAAGAGAAUAUUGCAGGCCGUCUCUUUUCCAUUCCUCGUCAGAUUGGAAUACUCUUUCAAGGACAACUCAAACCUGUAUAUGGUUAUGGAGUAUGUCCCUGGUGGAGAGAUGUUCUCACACCUCAGACGAAUUGGAAGAUUCAGUGAGCACCAUGCCAGGUUCUAUGCAGCUCAGAUCGUGCUCACGUUUGAGUACCUCCACUCGCUAGACCUCAUCUAUAGAGACCUGAAGCCUGAGAACCUUCUCAUUGAUCAACAUGGAUACAUCCAGGUCACAGAUUUUGGCUUUGCUAAAAGAGUAAAAGGCAGAACUUGGACAUUAUGUGGCACACCAGAAUAUCUGGCUCCAGAGAUCAUCCUUAGCAAGGGCUACAAUAAAGCUGUGGAUUGGUGGGCUCUUGGUGUUCUGAUCUAUGAGAUGGCCGCAGGUUACCCACCCUUUUUUGCUGACCAGCCAAUCCAGAUAUAUGAGAAAAUUGUAUCUGGAAAGGUACGAUUCCCUUCUCACUUCAGUUCCGACCUGAAGGACUUGCUGAGAAAUCUUCUUCAGGUUGAUCUCACCAAACGCUUUGGCAAUCUAAAAAAUGGCGUCAAUGACAUAAAAAACCACAAGUGGUUUGCUACGACAGAUUGGAUCGCUAUUUAUGAAAGAAAGGUUGAGGCUCCCAUCAUACCAAAGUGCAGAGGCCCAGGUGACACGAGCAACUUCGAUGACUAUGAAGAGGAGGAGAUCCGGAUCUCAGACACGGAGAAGUGCGCUAAGGAGUUCAUGGAGUUUUAGUAGGACAAGAGUUCUCAAAGGGCUCUUACAUAUUGGGAUUUUUUUUUUCCUUUACUUUGCACUCCUUCAGAGGUGAGCGUGAAGCUCCGACCUUCAUGUGUGUUUAGACCGUUUCACAUUCCUUCAUUCCAUGAGGUUGCGAGAGAUUCAUGAGUGCCAUGAUCUCUGUGUGCGAUUUGCACCAAGCUGUAGAUGAAGUUCGGCACGAAAUGCAGUUUCUCUUUUGGGCUGCAACACAAAGCACCAGACACACUCUUAGUUUGUUUCUCUCUUUUUUUUUUUUUUUUAACUUAUGUUUCUAGCAUCGUUUUUGAAAAAUGUUGUUUUCUUCUUGUAAUUAUUUUUUUAACGGUAAUGAAUGAAGAGGCCACUUUUACUUGUGUUUAAGGAAAUUAUUACUAUUAGUCUGUGAUAAUGCACUUUUUUAAGGAUUGGUGCUGCUUGUUCUUGCCAGCAACAUAUUACAUCAGUUACGUGCUAAUUCAGUUCUUAAGCUUUAUGCUGUUCGUGACAUAUUCACUUCCCGCCUACGUAGAGUGAAUGUGUGUAUGCUUGUGCUUCACUGUGUGUGGGUGGGGUGUGUGUGUGUGUGUGUGUGUGUGUGUGAGAGAGAGAGAGAAUUUCAAAUGCCUACUGAAAGAGUAUUCUGAAAGAUUAUUAUUCAGAAUUAUUAUUCAGAAUUAUUAUUCAGAAUUAUUAUUCAGAAUUAUUAUUAUUAUUAUUAUUAUUAUAAUACAAAAUUCAUAAUAACAGCCAGAGCAGACAGUAGAAAAAUACAUAUUGAAAUGUUACAUCACUUUUUUUGUUUAAUUUUUUUGACGUAGUGAAGAUGCUCAUUACAUUUGUAAGAUUGGUACGCCAGCUAGGCCUGUCACGAUUAUAAAAUUUUAUAUUUGUCGUAUAGUAGUGUAAUUAUGACUAUGUAGUUGAUGGCAAAAAAAUUUGCAUCUUUCAAGGUUUUAGGAUGGAAAAGGGAAAUUUUUACUCAACUAAUUUAUCUACAAAUAAAUUAGAAUUGUCGUUAAAUUCUAAAAAUUUGGGUCUAUCCAGCAAUAAGAAAACAAUCUAAAAUGUAAGGAAUAUUCAAAAGAAAAAUAGUUUGAAAAGAACUUUCGAUACAAUCUAAAGUUAACAAUAUAUCACAUCUGUUAUAUAUAAAAUCUAUAUAAAGAAAAAAAUUACAAUUCAUUAUUUAACUUUUUUUGUUAAGUGUGAUGAUAAAGGUACGCACUAAAUGAUUUCAUUUUCUUUGGUUUCUUAUAAGGGGAUACAAACUUUUGCACUAUACUGUUUAUCGGCAUUUAUCAACAUUGACCGUAGAGUUUUUUCUCUGCCUUCUAGACCGAUUAGAAAAUUUGAGACAAACUACAAAUACUGAAAUAUAUAAAACUUAUUACUGAAAUACACAAGAAGGUACAAUAGCAAAAACUGUGGAAAUUAAUAAUGUACUAUUCUAUACUAAUCUUAAAUCUCUACACAUUUUAGCAAGUGUUAGUCUAUUUACACUAAAUAUUACACAACAAAACUAAGUUAAAGAUUUAAGGUUUAAAGCCUUUGACCGAGAAUAGUGACAAUGAUGCAGCGAUUUGAGUAGAUUAAUAAGCUCAUUAAGAAUAAUAAGCUGGUUAACUUCGGCUGACUACAUACAGUAUGGAAACAUGAUGGAAUUUAAGUUAUUUUAUACCACAGCACUGUUGAGUUCUUGAAGCUGAUUGAUCAGAAGGUGUUGAUUAAUUUACUAUAACAGCAGCUCUGAGAGUAAAUGCAGCUGUAAUUGAAAUGACAGGUUUACAGUGCAUUCAGAAAGUAUUCAGACCCCUUCAUUUUUUCACAUGUUAUAUUGCAGCCUUAUGAUAAAAUGCUUUAAAUUAUUUUUUUUCUACAUCAAUCCACACCCCAGCUCUGAGCUCUGAAGGCAGUUCCUUUGACCCCAUGGCUUGGUUUUUGCUCAGAGCUUAUAGAGACAGGUGUGUGUCUUUCCAAAUCACAUCCAAUCACUUGAAUUUGCCACAGGUGGACUCCAAUGAAAGUGUGGAAACAUCUCUAAGAUGAUCUGGAGAAAUGGGAUGCACCUGAGCUAAAUUUCAAGUGUCAAGGCAAAGGGACUGAAUAUUUAUGUCAAUGUGAUAUUUCAGGGUUUUUUUUUUUUUAAUAAAUUUGCAAAGUCAUCAGACAUCUGGUUUUUGCUUUGUCAUUAUGGAGUAUGGAGUGUAGACUGAUGUAAAAAAAAACAAUAAUAAAUAAAUAAAUAAAGCAUUUUAGCGAAAGGCUGCAACAUAAAAAAAAUGUCAAAAAAUGUAGGGGUUUGAAUACUUUCUGAAUGCACUGUAUAUUAAUGCACUCAUUCUAAUAUAUUACUAUUUCUAUUUCUAUAGUAACAACAUAUUCACAGGGACUUGUAUGAAGGAUGCACCACAAAAUCUAAGUCUAUUAAUAAACAGAUAAAUAAAAUGUGUUAUUAAUUAGCAGAGACAUAUAAUCGUUGAUAUGAUGCGGUUUUCUGUAAGGAAAUGUUUAAUGUUUAUUUAAGGAGUCUCAGGUAUCAGCGCUUUGUACCGGUCAAUAGGUUUUCCUCCAUGACAGAGUCUUCAGGACAAAGUACAGUUUUUUGAUAACAUGACAAGCUGUAUUUUUUUUUGUUGUUUCAUUAACUUCACGAGAGAGAAAAAGAGAGGCUGGGGAGGGAAUGACUAUUUAUAGUUGCUGUAAUGUACGUCAUAACAGAAACGUCUUUUGCAGAUAGUCCACAGUGUUAAAUGUAAUUAUAAACGUUUAAAAGUACAAUAUGUUGUUCUUCAAUAAAUUAGACAUUGUAAUCGUUGACAAAUUGCUGUAGUACAAGAGGAAUAAAACACUUGGCACAUUCUAUUAUAGGAAAAUAAUCAACUUGGUGGUAACAGUAAGUCCGUUUUGCACCGGGCCACAUUACACAACCACAUCACUGAUUAUUUUUUUAUAACAAGUGUUUUAUUCCGUAUUUAUCAUUCAUUCAUUUUCAGUAAGUUUAUUCUGGUCAGCGGAUCCAGAGCCUAUCCCAGGAAUACUCGAAUGUGAAGCAGGAAUACACUCUAGAUGAGACACACAGGACACACUUCUUUUUUUUUUAUCAGCUCAUAUACAGUAAUCUCAUGAUUAGGUCAUUAUGUAUAAUGUGACAGGCCUAACAACUGCAUGGAAAAGACAGGCUUUUCAUCUGGGACUCCACUUCCCCAGUUCACACUGUUACUCUUCAAGAAUAUCCUCAACUGUGUACUGUAUUUUGCUUCACGUUUUUUUUUUUUCUCAUCACCUUACAUUCCACGAAAUUUUAUUUCAUUCAUUCAGUCACGAGGAUCUUAGUUAGAGUGUGGCAUUUACAUUCAGCACAAAACAAUUAUUUUGCUGAUUGAACUGUGUUUAUCAUUUCAUAUGUCUGUUUCGCUUUGAAGUUUAUUUAUAAAUAUGUUAAAGAGAUGACUUAUACAUAUACUGUUCUAUUUGUUGAACCCUUCUGACUGACAUUUCUGGAAAAAAAAAAUGUCAUUCAAAGUUCUUACAUUUUUAGUGGAAGGCAGUGUUUUAUUUUAUUUGAAUGUUCAGCACUUGAUACUCCCAAAAAUAAUAUUUAAAAAAAUGAUUUAGUAUUUCACUCAUCAGUGUGGGCUCUAGUAUGCAAUGUCUGUGUAUUUAGUUUGUAUGAUAAUUUGCACAAUGUCAUUUAGAAAGCGCGCCCCUUUUCCCCUGCAUUAUUAGCCAUGUAUUUUUAAGGGAUGUGUCCACCUUUUCGCUGUAGCAUAUUUUAUGUAUUAAAUGAUAUGUCACUGUAACAAAUAAAGGAAAAUGCUUUGUA
This is a messenger RNA of Pangasianodon hypophthalmus (striped catfish), 6900 nucleotides long. RefSeq names its product protein kinase, cAMP-dependent, catalytic, beta a (gene prkacba). Gene Ontology annotation, molecular function: cAMP-dependent protein kinase activity; ATP binding. Bases 2016 to 3071 code for a protein of 351 amino acids. Gene Ontology annotation, cellular component: cAMP-dependent protein kinase complex; nucleus. NCBI's taxonomy places the organism in Eukaryota, Metazoa, Chordata, Actinopteri, Siluriformes, Pangasiidae. The record is from RefSeq and is a predicted model, not a curated record. Gene Ontology annotation, biological process: peptidyl-serine phosphorylation. The transcript has 10 exons.